Lytechinus variegatus (green sea urchin) is the source of this 3092-nucleotide messenger RNA. RefSeq names its product ceramide kinase-like. Lineage: Eukaryota; Metazoa; Echinodermata; Echinoidea; Temnopleuroida; Toxopneustidae. The record is from RefSeq and is a predicted model, not a curated record. Gene Ontology annotation, molecular function: kinase activity.
UAUUCCUAAGUUUAUUUCUUGACUAAAUUAUAUUGUAAUAAUGGCAUAAGUCACCAAAAGUGUAGAUCUAAACAUGCCUUUCAGACGCUGUAUAGAGUUUAGACUAGGAGUAGAGAAAGUUUGUUGGCCUUUCGUCUGGCUGUAUGCCAGCAGACGUGUUUUAUUUAUGAACUGAGCUGAGCGACAGCGCAGCAGCAUGAGCGAGCUUGCAAGAUCGCCGGAGUUUGUGAGCUCGCUGUACCGUCAUCAGUGAUCAUUUCUUGGAGCUGCAGGCCAGGGCAAGAUUAUGUUUGAAUGUUCAUUUUUGAUGAUUCAAAUGAUCUAUUCUGUCUUCUUUGCUGGAGGCAGUAUAUGCGAACGUGGUCUUAUAGUUGAUUAGAACAUUAAGCUGAGAAAUGGAGAAAUUUGACUCCAAUGAUGGAGAAUCUAGUUCUGCGGAUCUGCAGGCGACGUUUGACAUCGAGAAGAAACCCUGUGAUGUGCGCCUCUCAGCCCAGUCGAUUACGUGGUGGGAGGCAUCCUCCACGCUGGGAAGGCAUCAUCAACUCCACAAUCACCAAUGUAUCCAGUUAAAUCGUAUCGUAGGGAUUCGACUGAAGGGACCAGAGAAGCCUUCCACACCUGAUGGAAGUCACAUCAUCACCUUGACUCAGAUGGGUCAACUCUUUCAGGUGUUCACACCAUCAACAGAUCAACCGUUAUUUAGCUUUACAGUAUAUGUUGGUAGGAGCAGUCGACACAUGAAAUGGAAAGUUCAAGCUGUCACAUUUUGCUCCCAUGACCAGGAGCUUUGUCUGAACUGGGUCGAUAGAAUAAAGACGACUCUCCAGCAAGGUAACAGCAGACCAAAGCGAUUGCAUGUAGUAGUGAAUCCAUUUGGGGGUAAAGGAAAAGGACAGUCGAUCUAUGAGAGUAAGGUUGCGCCUCUCUUCGACCUUGCUGAUAUCGAGACCAGUAUGACAAUCACCGAAGGCCCCGAUCAUGCCAAGUCUCUGAUGCAAAUGAUGGACUUAACUGGAAUCGAUGGUAUUGUAUCUGUUGGUGGAGAUGGUACGUUUGCUGAUAUUGUGAAUGGAUUGUUAAUAAGAACGCAGGAAAAGGAAGGGAUAGACCCCAACAACCCUGCGUCUGUACCGGUCCCUCUUGGUCUUAGAGUAGGCAUCAUACCAGCUGGUUCAACAGAUGUGAUGGCAUAUGAUACGACAGGAGUGAACGAUCCCGUCACAUCUGCAUUACAAAUCAUUCUAGGUUUCUCCCUCGGUCUGGAUGUGUGUUCCGUCCACCACAACAACUCUCUCUUAAGAUACACGGUCUCCUUCAUGGGUUAUGGCUUCCUGGGGGAUGUCCUGAAGGAAAGUGAAAAUUACAGGUGGAUGGGACCUGCUAGAUAUGAAUUUGCAGGAGUGAAGAAAUACCUCAGACAUCAAGCCUAUCUGGGAGAGGUUGCUUUCUUACCGUCAAAGGAUGAAGACAACACACCAUGGGAUAAAAGAGGGUGUAGGAUAGGGUGUGGGGUUUGCUCAAAGAGAAAAACACGAAAUCACCAUGAAGCCCGCAAGAAAUCUGAUUACAUUGAUCCCUCGGAUUCAUCAUCCAAGUGGAGACACGUUAGAGGGCACUUCACAGCUAUCAAUGCUGCUCUCGUGAGUGGGCGAUGCUCCAGGACUGUGACCGGUAUGUCUCCCGCUGCUCAUCUAGGAAACGGCUGCCUUGAUCUGGUUCUAGUAAGAAAAUGUUCAAGGUUUGACUACCUCAGACACAUGCUGAAGCUGGCUUCAUCGGGUAACCAUUUCAACUUUGACUUUGUGGAGGUGCACCGUGCCAAGGCCUUCAAGUUCCGAUCUCUCAACACCGAUCUUGAGCUGGCCAUGGCUGCCGAACCCUCGACCCUUCACGAUGAACAGCAGACCUUCAGCAAGGGAAGCCCUAAGAGGUUUGGCAUCUACAAGGCUGUCAGGACCGGUAGCGUCUGUAGCACCAGCUCGUGGAAUAUGGACGGGGAGGUUGGGGAACCCCCUGAUAUAGAUGUUAGGGUGCAUUGUCAGUUAAUCAAGGUGUUUGCCCAAGGGCCAGACAUGCCAGAUGGGGAAGAGUCGCUUCAACAAUGCUGCUUCUGUCAAACUCACAACUCGGAUCCCUAUGAAAUCUAUUCAACUCAGGACAAUAUCACCGUAGCUGAUGAGAGGCCAAUAUGAGUGACCACUAAGUGACCAAAGCGAGACUGAUAGGAUUGUACCAUCAAGUGAACGAUGCAAAUACCACUAGGAGUGACCUUCAUUUGAUAUUUAUGGAUGAGUGAUUAAUAAGUGACUGCGCGGAGGGACAAUCUGGAAGAUACCACUAAGUGACCACUGUGAUUAGCAUUGGGCUUGACUGCUAGGAGUAACCACUAGAGUGACCUUUAAUCGAUGUUUUCAAAUAAGUGAACACAAGGUGGCUGCAAGGAGUGACCAAUAGGAAGAUACUUCUGAGUGACUGCUGUGAUUAGCAUGAGGCUUGAACGCUAGGAGUGGCUAUUAAAGUGACUUUCAUUUGUAGAUGCUUGACCCCUAAAUUAAGUGACUGCCAGGAGUGACCAUGAGGAAGAUAUCACUAUUAGAGUGACCAGUGAUUAGCAUUGGCUUGACCACAGGAAGUGACUCAUACAGUGACCAUGAAGUGACCUUCAUGUCUUGUUAGAGGUGCACAAUUGCAGGUGUAAUUAUGAAGAGUCAACAAGUGGUAUGCACAGAUCUCUUUCGUACCCGUUAAAAGUUCUCCAUGAAAUAGAUACUGGUAUUGCAGCCGAGCAGUUUCCGCAAAUGAGUACCAAAGUUUGUAACAAGUUGUGUUUGUAUCAUUUUUUUUUUUACUUUUAUUCACAAAGACCAUUGACAUCUGUAUUAGUGUGCACUACACUGGCAUUAUGAUAAGAUCUAUUGGUCCAUAUUCUUAAGUCGGGUUUAAAGUUUAAGUAUGGAUAGCCAAUUGUUUCAUUAAUCACUAACGGCAGAGAUACCAUAUUUAAGCUCAUUUGGGCUCUCAAAUCAUUCAUAAUUGUCCAGGAUUUAUAAAUAGAUGAUUGUCUUCACCAUCGAUGAAUCAGGAAAGAG